GUGCCCGGAAAGGAGAUGUUGGCGAGGCUGGGCCCGGGGAACCCACUGGGCAACGCCACCUCAACCUCGCACCCGAAGGUCACCGGCCGGGGCGCGCAGGCUGCAGGCCCGACCGGGCCGCGCUCCCCACCCUGCGGGCGGGCGAGGGGCAGAGGCGGGGAGCGAGCGUCCACAGGCGGCGGAGCGGCCACAAUCACAGCUCCGGGCACCGGCGCGAGCGGAUCGAGCGGAGCGGCUGGCGCCCGGGCCGGCCCCGUCCUCGCCGCGCUCGCGCACCGGGAAGUUUUGCGGCGGCGCCCUGCUAGGGGCGCGGAGGCGCGGAGCGGGGCGCGCGGGAGGAGCGGAAAACACGCCCUGGAGCGUUUAUUGCAAGAGGAAAAGGGGAAAAUUAAAAUAAAAUAAAAGGCAAGGGGGCCCGCGCGCGGAGAUGGC
Chinchilla lanigera (long-tailed chinchilla) is the source of this 432-nucleotide messenger RNA. Its product is annotated as coiled-coil domain-containing protein 71-like. The record is from RefSeq and is a predicted model, not a curated record. Lineage: Eukaryota; Metazoa; Chordata; Mammalia; Rodentia; Chinchillidae. The coding region runs from base 16 to 402 and encodes 128 amino acids. The transcript has 2 exons.